GAUGGGGAGGGCCGCACAAAGGAAUUCCUCACCCCAAGCCCCCUGACCGGCAGGCAGCGAGUAAAGACACAGAUCUGCUCUCCCUCCCCCUUUCUCCCUCCCAUCUUCCCACCCUGGCUGGGCACUGGCCAGAGAGCAGCGGCAGGCCUUCGGAGAGGACCCACGCAGCCUCCUGUAGGUGGCAACAGUGCCACCUGUUUGACCGGUGGGGCUGAGCCAAAGACUGGAAGAGGGAGGAGGCAGACAAGUCGGAGAAGAGCUGGGAAGCAGAGCAGUGCUGAGCAGAGAGCAGACUGCCGCUGAGAAAAGGCCCUCACCAUGGCCGAAUCCCCCGGCUGCUGCUCCACCUGGGCCCGCUGCCUCCUCUGCCUGUAUAGCUGCCACUGGAGGAAAUGCCCCAAAGAGAGGAUGCGAACCAGCAAGUGUGACUGUGUCUGGUUUGGCCUGCUCUUCCUCACCUUCCUCUUCUCCCUGUGCUGGCUGUACAUCGGGCUCAUCCUCCUCAAUGACCUGCACAACUUCAAUGAAUUCCUGUUCCGCCAGUGGGGACGCUGGAUGGACUGGUCCCUGGCAUUCCUGCUGGUCAUCUCUCUCCUCGUCACAUAUGCAUCCCUGCUACUGCUCCUGGCCUUACUCCUGCGGCUCUGUGGCCAGCCACUGCAUCUGCACACCAUCCACAAGGUGCUGCUGCUCCUCGUUGUGCUUCUUGUGGCCGCUGGCCUUGUGGGAGUGGACGUCCAAUGGCGGCAGGAGUGGCGUAGCUUACGUCUGUCACUGCAGGCCACAGCCCCUUUCCUUCACAUUGGAGCAGUUGCUGGCAUCACCCUUCUGGCCUGGCCUGUGGCUGAUACCUUCUACCAUAUCCGCCGAAGAGGUCCCAAGAUUCUGCUCCUGCUCCUAUUUUUGGGAGUUGCCCUGGCCAUCUACCUGGCCCCUCUGUGCAUCUCUUCACCCUGUCUCAUGGAACCCAGAGACUUACCCCCCAAGCCUGGGCUGGUGGGACACCGAGGGGCCCCCAUGCUGGCCCCCGAGAACACCCUGAUGUCCCUGCGGAAGACAGCCGAGUGUGGAGCUGCUGUGUUUGAGACCGACGUGAUGGUCAGCUCCGACGGGAUCCCCUUCCUCAUGCACGACGAGCACCUGAGCAGGACCACAGAUGUGGCCUCUGUGUUCCCAGCCCGAAUCACCGACCACAGCAGUGACUUCUCCUGGGCUGAACUGAAGAGACUCAAUGCCGGAGCCUGGUUCCUGGAGAGGCGACCCUUCUGGGGAGCCAAGCGGCUGUCAGGCCGUGAUCGGAAAGAAGCUCAGACUCAAACAGUACCAAUGCUGGAAGAGCUACUGAAGGAAGCUGCAGUCCUGAACCUUUCUAUCAUGUUUGACUUACGCCGCCCCCCGCGAAACCACACAUACUAUGACACUUUUGUGAAUCAGACCUUGGAGACUGUGCUGAGUUCAAGGGUGCCUCAAGCCAUGGUCCUUUGGCUCCCGGAUGAAGAUCGGGCUCAUGUCCAAAAACGGGCACCCAGAAUGCGUCAGAUAUAUGGACAGCAGGGAGGCGACACAGCUGAGAGGCCCCAGUUUCUCAACCUCCCCUAUCAAGACCUGCCACUAUUGGAUAUCAAGGGACUGCACCAGGACAACGUGUCAGUGAACCUAUUUGUAGUGAACAAAGCCUGGCUCUUCUCCCUACUCUGGUGUGCAGGGGUGGAUUCUGUCACCACCAACGACUGCCAGCUGCUACAGCAGAUGCGGCACCCCGUCUGGCUUAUUCCGCCUCAAACCUACCUAAUGAUGUGGCUCGUCACAGAUGGUGUCUCCAUCCUGCUGCUUUUGUGGACCUUCCUCCUCCAUGGGAGAUGUGCUCAGGACAGACAGAGAACUGGCUUCGAAACAGCAGUGUUGCUGACCAGGAUCAACAAUUUCAUCAUGGAGUGAAUGCCCUGCCCUGGGCCCCCACCAGCACAGACCAACAGCAGGAAGAGGGAAUGGGAGCGGUGGAAUAUUGGUGGGGAUGGGGUGGGGUGAUCUCUGCCAACAGGAAGUUGUAAAUUAUGGGGCCCUCUGUCCAGAUGAUGGACACGCCGUCAGCUUCCAUGUAAGCUGCUGCCCUUCAGGUUCUGACCGAGGUACUUGGAAAGGCAGUGAGUCAUGAGCAGUUUCUCCCGAAAUGAAAGUAGAACAGAGGAGAUUGCCAAGAUAAUGUUUCAGACUUGUAAGCACGUAUUCUUCUGUAGAAGGCAUGGGUGUGACAGGGACAGGACAGGUUGGAACAUUGACUGAAGAUGACAAAGCAGCCUUUCCUGAAGAACUAAGAUGAUGGAGACACCGACCCCACUCCAUUCACUGUCACCUGCCCCCUGCAAUUUAGCUGCUUUCCCGCCUAGGAGCUGGGGCCUCACCAGCCCAUGUAGCCAUGUAGUUCUGUGCUUACCUUACAGGUGGCUUUUUGCUAAGCACAGCCUUCUUCAAGGCAAGGUAGCUCAUGUUUCUUGUUAAUCCGUUUCUCAAUGAACUGAAUUCU
This is a messenger RNA of Rhinolophus ferrumequinum (greater horseshoe bat), 2524 nucleotides long. RefSeq names its product glycerophosphodiester phosphodiesterase domain containing 2 (gene GDPD2). Gene Ontology annotation, cellular component: membrane. Gene Ontology annotation, molecular function: glycerophosphodiester phosphodiesterase activity. The transcript has 16 exons. Bases 319 to 1938 code for a protein of 539 amino acids. NCBI's taxonomy places the organism in Eukaryota, Metazoa, Chordata, Mammalia, Chiroptera, Rhinolophidae. The record is from RefSeq and is a predicted model, not a curated record. Gene Ontology annotation, biological process: lipid metabolic process.